This is a messenger RNA of Chelmon rostratus (copperband butterflyfish), 2356 nucleotides long. RefSeq lists its product as uncharacterized. Lineage: Eukaryota; Metazoa; Chordata; Actinopteri; Chaetodontiformes; Chaetodontidae. The transcript is spliced from 3 exons. The coding region runs from base 155 to 1003 and encodes 282 amino acids. The record is from RefSeq and is a predicted model, not a curated record.
CCCACACACACACACACACACACACAGAGAAGGAAAGGAGAAAACAGCAAGAGAUCAGAGGCAACAAAAAAAGAAACUCUGAAGCACGCAAAACGAAAAGAGUGCAGCAGGAGACACAAGAAGUGAAGAAGAACAAGAGACAGAAAGAGAGAAGAUGACAAUCGGUAAGAACUCCAGGAAAAGCUCGGUGCGGAGCUCCAUCAGGGCCCCGAAGUUUCUGGACAAAUCCAGCGGCUUCUACGGACGCCUUGAUGAGCCUGAGGCCACUGGAGAAGGGGAGGAGGUGAGGGGAAACGAAGUGGAGGAGAGGUGGAACGGGAUUGAGGACAACAAUAGAGAGGGGGGAGUCGUGAGCAGCCCGAGCCCAAGUUCGAUGCAUGUUUCUGGUGCAGACGAGAGAGGAGAGGCGGAGGCGUUUGACUUCAAUGAAGGGAUGAUGGAAGGCGACGGGGAGACUCUCCUCCGGAGGAAACCCAGCCGCCGCAGCAGCAGGUGGAGGAGAAGCUCCAAGAGGAAGCAGAAGGAGGGGAGAGCCGAGGAGGACGCGGCCCGGGAUGAGAGGCCCAGCCUGAGCACGGACAGUCCAGUCCUGGAGGACACCAGGGUGAUAAUCGAGGUCCAGAUGGAGACAGUGCAAAAGGUGGAGGAAGAGGAUGAGAAGGCAGGAGAAGGAAAGGAGCCCGCGCUCGUGCACUUUACGGUUCAAGAGGAUGCAGAUGACCAGGUCCUGAUCAGAGACAAGAAGAGGGGGAGAGAAGAGGAGGGAGAGGAGGAGAGGAGGAUGAAGAGGGAGCAAGAGGAGGGGAUGAGGGUGGUGAAAAGGAACUCGGUGAAGAACUACCGCAAGGCGUUGGACCGAGCCUUUCGUCGCGGCUGGGAGGCCUUCAUCGCCAACCUCUACAGCGUCACGCUCACGCCUGUGACGUCAACCCCGCCGCCAUCCUCUUCACCGUCCUCAAAGAAGAAACAGAUGCACAGCUCUGUGCUCGCUGAAUUUCACUAGAACUGGUGGGCGACAUGGACCAUAAACUUACCCCUUUCUGUUUUGUUUGUUUGAAUCCUAAUUAUAUCGUGUUUCCACUAAUACUGAAUUGUGACAGGCAAUCCUUCCUCCAUGACCUUUACCAAGACCUGAGAGGGGACUUUUACAUCAUAAGACCCAACAUUAAUUAUCUAUGCUAGUUACCGAGUCUUACAAUUACUCAUCAUAGGGUCAACAUGGUGCACAUGUCAACAGCUGUUGAUCCUACACAGAAGAGUAUGGGACUGGCUUGAAUGGAAAAGUUCAGUCUCUAUGUGACUGAGCUCAGCUGCUUCCGGUCCCCUUUACAUUUAAUAACGUCUUUAGCUCCUUACAUCCAGUCCACUAUUAAGAGCUUUAGGCACAAAUAAUCUUUGUUCCUUUGGUUUAGCACUAUGAAACUGAAGCACUGAUGUGGAACCAAAAGGAACAGAAAUUGCUCACCGUAUAGCGAUGACUGAUUAGUGGACUUUAGUUGUGGAGAUGUUCAGAUUUUGAAUGUUAAUCAGUGCCAUUUAUUGCUGUCUGGCAGCUAAUCAGUAAUCAGGGAAAACAUGUGAUUGUAUGUUAAUAUUUGUGGAGAAAUAUCAGUUUUGUUUUUUGUUUUUUGUUUUAGCCAAUGUUAAUCCAUUUGAACAGUGAUUUUCUCAUCUGCGCAUGUACAGAUUGUUCGGCUUGUCAGUGUUUGACCUCUUUGUUAGAUAACGUUUAUCUCUCACUGUGUGUUCUGGUGAGGGUUGCUUAACCUGAAGGGACAGGACGGGAGAGUGUUUGCAUGUGUGUGCAUUGAAGAGAGAGAGAGAGAGAGAUUUUUUUAAAAAAGCAUGGCAUUAUAAAUCAGCUCUAAAGACAUUAAUAUGUGGAGUGAUUGUUAGCAUUGCAGCUGCACAUCAUGUUUGUUGUACAUGUCCUCAUUUCAAAAGAGAGGCCUAAAACAUCAGUCAUUGGCUCUAUGUGGGUCAAAUAAUGCUUAAGAGCUAACUAUAGCUUCAGUAUCAAGAUGGACAAGAAGACAUGAUGAACUAUAAGUGAUUCAAGAGGUUUUUCAGUGUACUAAUGAUUGAAUCCUUUAAAUGAAAAAUGCAAUGUUUACAAUAAGCCUGCUUUAAUGUCCUGUUAUCCACGAUGUAUUUGUUUUUUUAUAUUACCUCAAGUGCACUCAGUAAUUCUUGCAGACUAGACUGAACAGGUGGCAAAACUUGUUGCGGUUGAAAAUAAUGACUGUCUAAAAAAAAUGUGUUAAUUUUUAUACAGAUCUUGUUGUAUCCAAAUCAAAGCUUCUGAUGUCAUGAGCUGUAACAAGAAGCACUUUAAAUAAAGAUUUAAUUUAUUGUA